Messenger RNA from Paramuricea clavata, 565 nucleotides. NCBI's taxonomy places the organism in Eukaryota, Metazoa, Cnidaria, Anthozoa, Malacalcyonacea, Plexauridae. The record is from the annotation of a GenBank genome assembly.
GUUACAAGAGAGUGUUAAUAACAUUGGAUACAUCAUUAUUGAUGAAUACUCUAUGCUUGGCCAAGUUACUUCUGGUUGGAUAGACAAGCGUUGCAAACAAGCAACUGGUUGUAAACUUUGUAAUGACAAAGUAUUUGGAGGAAAAUCGUUUAUUUUAACUGGUGACCCAGGUCAAUUGCCACCAGUAGCAGAUAAGCCUCUUUACCAUGCUAGACCAUCAAAUGCUGUUGCUGAACAUGGUCAUCAAGUAUAUCAUAUGUUUGACAAAGUUGUUAAACUCACUGUUAAUCAACGUGUGCAAGGUAUGACGUCUGAGCAAGUACAGUUCAGAUAUUUGUUAUUGCGACUUCGCAAAGGUGACUCAACAGUUGAUGACUCGAAGUUACUUCUGACACGUCGACCAUCAAAUGUCACCAAUUUAUGUGAUUUUGAAGAUUCUACUAGACUCUUUUAUAGUAAUGAACAAGUUGGUAAUUACAACCAUGAGCAACUAACAAAUCUUGAGCAUCCAAUUGCUCAUAUUAAUACUCGCCAUUCAUCAGCAUUGGCCAAAAAGAUAUCCUAA